This is a messenger RNA of Tripterygium wilfordii, 2943 nucleotides long. Its product is annotated as histone-lysine N-methyltransferase EZA1-like. The record is from RefSeq and is a predicted model, not a curated record. Bases 65 to 2695 code for a protein of 876 amino acids. The transcript is spliced from 17 exons. Gene Ontology annotation, biological process: chromatin remodeling. NCBI's taxonomy places the organism in Eukaryota, Viridiplantae, Streptophyta, Magnoliopsida, Celastrales, Celastraceae. Gene Ontology annotation, molecular function: histone methyltransferase activity; protein binding. Gene Ontology annotation, cellular component: PcG protein complex.
GUCUUUUAAACUUCGUUUUUCUCUUCGAUCGUGUCGCGGCGGGGAGCAGAGCGGCACUGUAAGAAUGGUGUCCAAAGCAAGCGACUCUUCCUCCAAAACUAGAAAAUCGCAUGGAGAACAAUCAAAUGAGGGCGUUGUGAACUUUUCUCACAAGCUAAAUCAGCUUAAGAAGCAAAUUCAAGCAGAGAGAAUUAUUACAGUAAAAGAAAAAGUUGAGAAGAACAAGAGGAAGUUAGAAACUCAUGUUUCCCAGCUUAUAUUGGCAACAUCAAGAAAUGAUGUUUUAUCUGCAGAUUGUAGUGCACAUGGGAGAAUACUCUCGUCAAGAAUCAAUUAUCCACUCUGCAAGUAUGGUGGAUUUACUCAAGGACCAGGAGAUGGGCACGUUAUCAAUGGUCAUGAAAUCAUAUACUCUGCCAGUAUCAAUCUUCCUUAUAUUGAGAAAAUACCACCGUAUACUACCUGGAUAUUCUUGGAUCGAAAUCAGAGAAUGGCCGAAGAUCAGUCUAUCGUUGGUAGGAGACGCAUUUAUUAUGAUCAGCAUGGCAGUGAGGCACUUGUUUGUAGUGACAGUGAAGAAGAUCUUGUAGAACCAGAAGAACCAAAACACAAAUUUACUGAUGGGGAAGAUCGUAUUCUAUGGAUGGCUCUUGAGGACCAUGGCCUAGAUGAGCAAGUACUGAACAUUGUGACUCAGUUUAUUGGAGCCACUAGUACAGAAAUCGAGGAGCGUUACAGCAUGCUUAAGGAAAAAUUCCAUGAGAAACUUGACUUGAACUUCAAAGAUUCUGGGGACUCUGGAAGUGAAAGGGGCAUUAUGUUGGAUAAGAGCCUUAGCGCUGGUCUAGACUCUUUUGAUAACCUUUUUUGUCGUCGUUGUUUGUUAUUUGACUGUCGACUGCAUGGCUGUUCUCAAACUUUGGUCAAUCCUAGUGAAAAGCAGACGUAUUGGUCUGAAUACGAAGAUGACAGAAAACCCUGCAGUGAUCAGUGUUACCUCCAGGUAAAAGUUGUGAAAAACUUGUUAGAAGGUUCAGUUACUUGUGACUGGCGUGGAACAAAAUUUACGGCUUUAGAAGAGAAUAAGAGGAUUAUUGUGGCCAGUGAUGCGGACAAGCCAAAGGCUGCGGAGGAGACCAACUUCACACUAGUUGCAGAAACAAUGACACCUGUUAGUACUUAUGAAGAUCCUAAUAGUAACUUGGAUGAAACUGCAGAGGUAAAAGACACUGGAGAAUAUGUGGGAAAACGCAAGAUCAUACAACAUGCUAAUGCUGCACAAGAUACUUCAGCAAAUUCUUCAAAGGAAUUUCAGGAUUCUUUGAGUAAAAGACAGAGGAAACUAUUGACUUUGGAUGUAGUUGUUGCAGCUAGUGAAGCUAAGCCAAGUUUGGAUCACAAUUCCACAGGUGUUAUAGAAAAUGUUGACCUUCAGAUAACUGGAAGAAACACUGUAAGUGAAUCUACUGAACACACGUUGAAGGAAAGCAUGGAUGUUACCACAGAUGGAGCCAAAGACGUAACAGAAGUUCAUGAACCACAUUCAUCUUCUUCUUCUCCAGGAGGAGAUCUUGGUGGGAUUGCAAUUGGUUCUGAUUGGAAACCUAUUGAGAAAGAAUUAUUCUUGAAGGGAGUGGAGAUGUUCGGGAAAAACAGUUGCCUUAUAGCCAGGAAUUUGCUCUCGGGCUUGAAGACUUGCGUAGAAGUUUCGAACUACAUAUGUGGCAGUGGAGCUACAGUGCCUCAUAGAUUUCUUGCACCAAGUUUGUCUCUGGAAGAAUGUGGGAAGAGUGAAACAGAUAAUACGGAGCAAGAGAUGCCAACAAGGUCACGUCUACUUCGUAGAAGGGGUAGAACACGAAAGCUUAAAUAUUCCCGGAAGUCUGCAGGUCAUCCCUCAUUUAGGAAAAGAAUUGCUGAUGGGAAAAGCCAGUCAUGUAAGCAGUACUCCCCUUGUGGAUGCCAGUCUAUGUGUGGAAAACAAUGCCCUUGUAUGCUUGACGGAACAUGCUGUGAAAAAUAUUGCGGGUGCUCAAAGAGUUGUAAAAACCGGUUUCGGGGAUGCCACUGUGCGAAAAGUCAAUGCAGAAGCCGACAGUGUCCAUGUUUUGCUGCUGGACGUGAAUGUGAUCCGGAUGUUUGUCGAAACUGCUGGGUUAGUUGUGGAGAUGGUUCAUUAGGUGAGCCAACCAGGCGAGGUGAUGGGCAAUGUGGCAAUAUGCGGCUUCUUCUUAGGCAGCAGCAGAGGAUCCUCUUGGGAAAGUCCGACAUUGCUGGAUGGGGAGCCUUUCUAAAGAAUCCAGUCAACAAAAAUGAUUAUCUUGGAGAGUACACUGGUGAACUGAUUUCUCACAGAGAAGCAGAUAAGCGUGGAAAAACAUACGAUCUUGCAAAUUCAUCAUUCCUUUUUGACUUGAAUGAUCAGUAUGUUCUUGAUGCUUAUCGUCAAGGAGACAAGCUGAAAUUUGCAAACCACUCAUCAAACCCUAACUGCUAUGCCAAGGUAAUGCUUGUGGCCGGAGAUCAUCGAGUUGGCAUUUUUGCCAAUGAGCAUAUUGAAGCUGGUGAAGAGCUGUUCUAUGACUAUCGCUAUGGUCCUGAUGAAGCUCCUGCAUGGGCUCGGAAACCCGAGGGUUCCAAGAGAGAUGAUUCUUCAGUGUCCCAAGGUAGAGCAAAGAAGCACCAAUCGCAUUGAUGAAUUGUUGACAAUGUUUGUGAUUUAUAUUCAAACUUUCAGAGCCUGUUUCUGCCAGUAUUCUCUACUGGCUCGCUUGUGUCGCCUACGAUGAAGGCAAUCUUCAUUGUGGGUAAGCCAGUACCAAUUCCUGGAGCAUUUAUAUAUUUAUUGUUGAGUUAUUUUUAAAGACAUAGAUGUCAAGCAAUAAUGACCAUUUUGGUGAUAGCCUAAUGGUGAAUAAAAUAUAGGACCAAACCGUAGAUUCA